GCUGUAGGCUGGAGGGAGGCAGCUGUUGCCAUUAUUUUAACCAGCCAGCUCAUAUCCAUCUCCGAGUUCUCCCCUCCCCUGGACAUCGAGAAAGAUGACUUCGUCCACACCAUCAUAAACAUACGACAACUGAAAGAGAUUCUUUAAAAAGUGAAAUCAAAUGGUACAGAAAAGUAGUAGUAUGUCCAGGACGCCUUCGACCCCAAACCAGGAGAUCCCAAUGGGCAUGAUCGACCACCAUGCGCACACGCAGGGAAAGUACGCCAAGAGGAAGAGCCGAUUUAAGCGCUCAGAUGGGAGCACCUCUUCUGACACCACCUCUAACAGCUUUGUCCGACAGGGCUCUGCAGACUCCUACACCAGCCGGCCGUCGGACUCAGACGUGUCCCUGGAGGAGGAUCCCGAGGCUCUGAGGAAGGAGGCCGACAGACAGGCUCUUGCCACACUUGAGAAAGCAAAGACCAAACCAGUGGCAUUUGCUGUGCGCACAAACGUUGGUUACAACCCAGGGCCUAACGAUGAUGUUCCUGUGCAGGGCAUGGCCAUUUCCUUCGAAGCCAAAGACUUCUUGCACAUUAAAGAGAAAUACAACAACGACUGGUGGAUCGGACGCCUGGUGAAGGAGGGCUGUGAGGUGGGUUUCAUUCCCAGCCCAGUCAAGCUGGAGAACACCCGCCUGCUGCAGGAGCAGCGGAUGAGACAAAAUCGGCUCAGCUCCAGUAAAUCUGGAGGAAGUUCGAGUCUGGAUGUUGCCGUAGGAACCCGCAGACCUACCCCGCCAGGAACAGCUCCCGUGGACACAUCCACAGCAGCCUUUGACGUUGACCCUCUCGACCUUGAUGCCGAGGAGCCCCCUGAGUCCCAGGGUGACCCUCGCUCCCCCAAGGGCAUCUCUGGCAGCAUAACUUCCCCCCAGGCCAACGCCCACCGCCUGCCCUUCUUUAAGAAGAUGGAGCAUGUUCCUCCAUACGACGUGGUUCCCUCCAUGCGACCCAUCAUCCUUGUUGGACCCUCACUAAAAGGCUAUGAGGUGACAGAUAUGAUGCAGAAAGCACUAUUUGACUUUCUGAAACACAAGUUUGAGGGCAGGAUAUCUAUUACACGUGUGACAGCGGACAUCUCUCUGGCCAAACGCUCAGUCCUCAACAACCCCAGUAAACACACCAUCAUCGAGCGCUCCAGUACCCGCUCCAGUUUGGCUGAAGUGCAGAGUGAGAUUGAACGUAUCUUUGAGUUGGCCCGAACCCUCCAGCUUGUUGCAUUGGAUGCAGACACCAUCAACCAUCCCUCUCAGCUAGCCAAGACCUCCCUGGCUCCCAUUAUUGUUUACAUCAAAAUAGCCUCACCCAAGGUUCUCCAGAGGCUCAUUAAAUCCAGAGGGAAAUCCCAGGCUAAACAUCUGAAUGUGCAGAUGGUGGCAGCUGACAAGCUAGCUCAAUGUCCACCUGAGCUGUUUGACAUCAUCCUGGACGAGAACCAGCUGGAGGACGCAUGUGAACACCUUGCAGACUACCUGGAGGCCUACUGGAAGGCGACACACCCGCCGAGCAGCAACCCUCCCAACCCUCUCCUGAACCGCACCAUGGCCACGGCGGCCCUAGCUUCCUCCCCUGAGCCUGUCUCCAACCUGCAGGUACAGGUGCUCACCUCUCUGCGCAGAAAUAUGGAUUUGUGGCCUGGCAUGGACGGCGAGGGGAAAGAGGAGGAGCAUGCUGUCUGAAGUCCAGCAGCAAGGAGCGGGCUGUGGAGGGGCGCACUCCAGUGACUUGACCCAAAUCCUGCCUGAGCUCUGUAAACGUGAAGGAGGAGAGCCAUGAAACCCUGUUUAUUCUGUACAUAAAACACAGGACAGAAGUGAAGUACAAAUGUUAGCGUAUGGAGCAAAUUUCUCACAUAUAAACAGCUAGUUUAAAGAGGCAGUAUUAUGUAUUUUCCAGCAAUAUAACAUCAUUUUAUAGCAUAACUAAGUAACUAUGUUACUGUUUGUUGUUUUAAAAUAAUAUAUAUAUAUAUAUAUAUCCAAUAUGACUUGAACAAAAUUGGACUUUGCAAUUUAAUGCCUUGAAAUUGGGCUUUUGUUUCUUUAAAAACUCUUGCUCUUUCUGAAACUCUGCCUUCAGGAAGUCAUCACAACAUCACUCUUCUAUUAACCCCAUAACAAGCUUUGUAUCUCAAUGUACUUCAUUUCAUUGAGAAGUAGCUCGAAUAAUGAGCGCAGCAGAUAUGCAGUUCCACCAGGUGUUUGCUAAUUCCUGCUAGCUAGUCUGAAGGAUUUCAGUAGAGCUGUUAGAAGGGCUGUUCUUUGAAAUGGAAGCUUGGAAACUUGAAGAUGGAGCUGCCUUGAAGGCGGAGCUAGGUCCACCCAAGCAUUUUGCACAGCUGAAUGGUUGCCAUAGAUACUAAAGGAUUUCUCAAACAUGCAUAAAUGAAUCAAGGCAACACUUUGAUGAGGGAAUGACAUUAUAACAUGAUGUAGAGCUGAAAAACGUUGAUUUUACUUAAUACUGCCCCUUUAAGAACACCUAGAAGUAAAAUGUUGUCUCCUCAAAACUGUGAAAAAGACCGGUCCACAUCCAUCUGCCCUCGAGGCCCCUUCCAUUGUAAAAUAAUAAAUGCUGCCCCAGCCUUGCCCCCCCGUUAGCUCUGUGGCUUCGUUUCUCCUGGUCUGUGAGGAGAAUCCACUUUGCUGUCCUCCUCCUCCGUGUUGCCAUGGUACCGGUCCUGAAAACAGCAAGUCAUAUCCGCCUCUUCAAAUAGAAAGGGCUCGGUUUGGUGGAGGCCGUGUCUAACGCUCUGGCCAGUCCAAUUGAUCUGUAAUUUGUGUAAUCGGUUUUCUUGUUUCCUUUUAAUCACUGCUGGUUACUCAUUAACCGUAAUAACCUGCAGCCUGAGUAGGAGCCUGGCUACUGCAUGAUAAUGUAACACCUUGCAGAUCUCUUUUAUAGAACAUAAGACAACUACACUUACAAGAGAGAAAAGGUCAGAAAAACUACCAGUAGAUAUUUUUAUUUACAUAAAUCAGAUUGAACAUAAAGAUGAUGCAGAAUUGGCCUGGAUAAGAUCAGGAAGGUGUUAGUGGGCAUUUUGCUAUGACAUCAAUCAGCCAGCAGGUGGCACUGAUGCAUUGGUAUAUUCUGUUCUGGUUGAAAAAGGUAAGUUUCAUGACUAAUGGACAAAAUUAACAUGUACAACUGAGUAAAUGUAACACAUGUUUGCACUUCAAACUGACAGUGCCUUGCAAAAGUAUUCAUACCGCAUUAUUUGUAUUUGUCACUUUGCUACAAAAGCUCAAUGUUGAGUUAAAGUAAAGCAAGAGUUGAAACCUUUUAUGUAUCUAUAAAUCUGAAAGGUGUGGUAGAAGGUGUAUUCAGCAACCUGGCAUCAUUAUGUAAUGAAAACGGGAAGAGAAAUAUAUUUCUUCCACUUUAAAAAGAUGGGCUACUUUAUCUUCGUCUACCACUUUAAAUUCCAAUUUAAUACAUCAAAGUUUUGGUUGUAAAGUGACAAAAUGUUAAUAAAAACAUCAACUAUUCUUCUAUGCUUCCAUAAACUGGAUAGUACAGAUCUACGGAUCUAUAUUAGACAUGUUCAUUAUAUUUUUUGCACAUUAUUUUUUUGAUUUUUAAUCUGCUCAGUUUUGUCUAUUUUGAGAUUCUUUCAGAUUAAGCUGUUUUAAAGGCCUCUUGUCACUUUAAAUCAAAAUAAGCUGCUGCAAACAAAUGCUUAAGGAUGAAUCUUAUGUCUUUGAAAAGGAGAAGUAGAGCCUCCUUCACAACCGACAGGAAUGUAGCAAGUGGUUUCUGGAAGGCAAGACAACAACAAAACACUUAUUUUUUCCAAACACAAAAAAACAUUUACUUAUUGCCCAAAAAUGUGUGGGUGUGUUUUUUAGCUCUUGGGCUGUUUAAGAAGCAGUUGAGACCCAAAUGGAAGUUCAAAAUGUCAAUUUUGUUAAUGGGCUCCUUUUGUAUAUUUUUGCAAGGUCAUUGUGAAAUGUGUGAGGACACUAAACAAAGGAUUUUGUUUGUAUGCUGAUGUUUCUAACCCUGCUGGUUCUCUACUCACAGUUUGGUUUGCUGUUUGUGCAUCUGCAUGUCCUCUUUUGGUUGCAUGGGUGUGACUGGCUGCAGGGUCCGUACCUGGUUCAUGGUGAGCAGAAGCGCGAAGGGGGUGUCACAGAG
Messenger RNA from Gambusia affinis (western mosquitofish), 4181 nucleotides. It is a transcript of the gene cacnb1, whose product is annotated as calcium channel, voltage-dependent, beta 1 subunit. NCBI's taxonomy places the organism in Eukaryota, Metazoa, Chordata, Actinopteri, Cyprinodontiformes, Poeciliidae. The transcript is spliced from 13 exons. Gene Ontology annotation, cellular component: voltage-gated calcium channel complex. The record is from RefSeq and is a predicted model, not a curated record. Gene Ontology annotation, biological process: neuromuscular junction development; calcium ion transmembrane transport; chemical synaptic transmission. The coding region runs from base 161 to 1720 and encodes 519 amino acids. Gene Ontology annotation, molecular function: protein binding; high voltage-gated calcium channel activity.